CUCGGACAAGCAAAAGGGGAAAAAGACGAAGAAGAAAGAAUCAGUCGGCCGACUCGAACUUGAAUCAGUCGACGCAGGCAAACAGCAACAAACGACUCUCUCUCUCUCUCUCUCUCGUUGAGCUGCAGAGUUCCCGAUAAUGGUUGCCUCCGCAGCUUCGUGGCUGGUGGUCAACCCGUUGACUUCCCUUCUCCCGUCCAAGCUCGGCUCACUGAGGCAAUCCGCUGCGAUCUGCUCCUCCUUCGCACCACUCAGACUUAAGGACAGGGAGCUCGGCCGAAGGACUUCCGGGGGCUUCUAUGUGGUCUGCAAAGCAGUCUCCGUGAAGCCUGAGACGGAGGUUGAACGCCUCAACAUCGCCGAUGACGUGACGCAGCUUAUUGGGAGAACACCAAUGGUUUACUUGAAUAACAUUGUCAAGGGUUGUGUUGCUAACAUUGCUGCCAAGCUUGAGAUCAUGGAGCCAUGUUCCAGUGUAAAGGACAGGAUAGGCUACAGUAUGAUAGCCGAUGCAGAGGAGAGAGGGGUCAUAACACCUGGAAAGAGUAUUCUGGUGGAACCGACCAGUGGAAACACAGGAAUUGGUCUUGCAUUCAUCGCUGCUUCAAAAGGAUAUAGAUUAAUUUUGACAAUGCCAGCUUCUAUGAGUAUGGAAAGAAGGGUUCUCCUGAAAGCUUUUGGAGCUGAGCUUGUUCUGACUGAUCCCGCAAAAGGAAUGAAAGGAGCAGUUCAGAAGGCUGAAGAAAUUUUAAAAAGCACACCAAAUGCCUACAUGCUCCAGCAAUUUGAUAACCCUGCCAAUCCAAAGAUACACUUUGAGACAACCGGUCCAGAGAUUUGGGAAGAUACAAGAGGAAAGGUUGAUAUCUUUAUUGCCGGAAUUGGAACUGGAGGAACCAUAACUGGUGUUGGUCGGUACCUCAAACAGAAAAAUCCCAACAUAAAGGUCAUUGGUUUGGAACCCUUAGAGAGCAACAUAAUAUCUGGUGGCAAGCCUGGUCCUCACAAGAUUCAAGGGAUUGGAGCUGGUUUUGUGCCAAAGAAUUUGGAUCAGGAUAUUGUAGAUGAAGUCAUUGAGAUAUCUAGCGAUGAAGCUGUUGAAAUUGCAAAGCAACUAGCUCUCCAGGAAGGCUUGUUGGUUGGAAUUUCUUCUGGAGCGGCAGCUUCUGCUGCAAUGAAGGUGGCAAAGCGACCCGAGAAUGCUGGGAAACUGAUCGCGGUCGUUUUCCCAAGCUUUGGUGAACGAUACCUCUCCUCUGUUCUUUUCCAGUCGAUACGAGAAGAAUGCGAGAAAAUGCAACCCGAGCCAUGAUGUAGUAUUAUUCCAUCCCCUUUUCCUUUACUAGAACCUCUCAAGUUGAGAACGUGGUUUCACUUGCGUAUAAUUUCGUCACGCGAUCUUUGCUGCUGGAUAGAAUUUUGCCUCCUGCUUUCAUGUAUUUCUCGGUUUUCUAUUCUUGGAAUAAUAACAAUAAUGACGAGUUACCUUUAUGUUUAUGGCCA
Messenger RNA from Punica granatum (pomegranate), 1503 nucleotides. The record is from RefSeq and is a predicted model, not a curated record. NCBI's taxonomy places the organism in Eukaryota, Viridiplantae, Streptophyta, Magnoliopsida, Myrtales, Lythraceae.